Messenger RNA from Echinostoma caproni, 2001 nucleotides. Lineage: Eukaryota; Metazoa; Platyhelminthes; Trematoda; Plagiorchiida; Echinostomatidae. The record is from the annotation of a GenBank genome assembly.
AUGAAGACGCAUGCCCAACGUGUUAUUGCAAUGCUCUACUGCAUAGUAAUUUUGGCCAUUGGCAUGUCCAUCGCCCUGUAUUGUACCGGGGCACGAAUUGCAGAACUGGAACCCGCGUUCGUAUCAUUUUUCACCAUCAUGUAUGUGACUUCAGUAAUUGGAAUGAUAUACAUGCUUUGGUAUGUGGCACACAAUAGACACGCCACAAUCGAAGCAAUUGAGAAAGGAGACCUGUCUGCUACACGAAUUCUUUUUUCCAUGCGUGGAGAACCUGUCAGUCUAUACUUACGAAUUGCCAUUUGCAUCUUUGCCGCCAUGGCUAUUGUAUUUGCAUCGUGUCGGGCCUAUGAAGUCAGUGUGACCAAGUCAGACCGUUUACUCAUCUCAAUCUACACAACCAGCAAAAUUCUAUUCUUUGUGAUACAGCCAAUCUUCUUUCUCGUUCUUCAUCGGCUCGUCGUUUUGGCCAAUGUUCGCAUUUUCAGUGUGAUUUUGCUUCACAUCCUCACGGUGAACUUGUGUGUUUGGGUCGAAUCAGCUAUCGAAAAGGUCUCUAUGACCAUAAACACGGAAAGGUCAACUGAUGGUCACAGUUCGGACAAGCGGGGAUACACACUGGCUGCUACGCAUUACUUUUUGCCAGCCAUUCCAGAAUACUGUGCAGUCGCAGUCGCUGUCACCUAUGAAAUGGCUCAGCGAAUUGGACAGUUGAAACAGAUUGAAGCACAUCAUGAGAAAGCAGAAAAACAAGAAAAACGUCCACAGCUCCAAACAUAUGUGGGUCUGAUGUUGGGUUCCAUUUUGUGCGUCCUCGUCUUGGUGAUUAUUCUCUAUCUGGAAACUGCUGAUCACGGAAUCGAUUAUUAUCGACCAAUUUGGCACUUGUCUGAGACCAUAUUGCUGUAUAUUUGCUCCUUGAUUCUCAGCGUAGCCGGGAUCAUCACAAUAAGGAAACUGAAAUUCUCGGUGAAUUUUGCCAAGAACAGUUUGGACGAAAAAUUGUUACUGGUCACCUUCUUCCUAACAGUAAACUUUUUUGUGGCUUGCUGUGUUCUCUGCGUGGCUUAUCUGACCUCCGGACAUCUAACGACUAAAGAAAUGUACAAGAUGACUGCACAACUGGUAGCACUAAUAAUGGAAUUGAUCCAGGUGAUGGUUCAGACCUAUCUGAUUCACGACAUGUUUUACCGAUGUUGCCAUCAUGAAUCGUAUUGGAAAACUCGUCCGGGACGAGGUAUCAUUGCUGUUUUAUCGGCGAUCAACUUCUCGUUGUGGAUGAUUUACAGCUUUCAGGUGAAACACAACGAUGUCCUCUUCACAAUGAGUGCCACUUUGUAUCAGCAAGCAGAACAGCGAGGUUUGCACAUGUUCAUCGUAGUCAUGUUACCUAUGGUCAUGCUAUUUCGUUAUCACAGUAGUGUCUGUUUAGCCAUUUCAUUUGAACGCAUCUACGAAGAUGAGGUGACCCGAUACGAGAGCAUGUUACGUUGGAUCAAACAAGACACAACCAAACAAUUCCUGCACUCGCAAAAACUUUCUCUCGAUUCCCGAUGGGACACGGAAAUCGAAAUGCCGUCACAAAUUUCCAAAGGAGAGAGUCAAGUUGGGACCAGACAACGCGCAGCCUCUCAUCCUGUACUGAAAUGUAUGAGUGCUAUCGAUCGUGAGGUGUCAAGUUUGGGCGAACGAAAUCAGACUUCCACAGACAAAGUGGAUCGUACCGAAUCGGAAUACAAUCCGCAGGAUACAAUCUCUUCACUUUACCGCGAGCAGGGACGACGCGGAACAAGAAUCAAUUUGGAAAUGGCUCGUAUUCGUGUGGCUGCCAGUGAAUUCGAGCACCGAAUGACGGAACAAAAGUUGAAGCAACAAAAACUUCGCGAGCUGAAGGCGGCAAAAAGUUUGAGUAGUGAACUGCAUAAACGUUUCGGAAACGAUCGAAUGUUUCCCGCAGGUGAUUUGGCCCAUUCUAAUUCGGAAAAUGCUCUGGGGCAGGAGUAA